Messenger RNA from Papaver somniferum (opium poppy), 3228 nucleotides. Its product is annotated as transcription factor GTE4-like. Gene Ontology annotation, molecular function: protein binding. The coding region runs from base 422 to 2734 and encodes 770 amino acids. The record is from RefSeq and is a predicted model, not a curated record. The transcript has 5 exons. NCBI's taxonomy places the organism in Eukaryota, Viridiplantae, Streptophyta, Magnoliopsida, Ranunculales, Papaveraceae.
AAACUUAUGGCGUAGGAUAGAAACACGAGAUAAGAAGACGAAGUGACGAAACAAAGCAGUCAGUAGAGAGAAAACAAAAGAGUUUCUGAUAUUUAUUUUUGUUUGAAGAAGAAGAGAGAUAAAACAAAGGUAAGAAAAUCAAACACCAACUUUUCUUAAACGUAUCCGAUAAUAAUCCCGUGUCGCCGUUUUUAGGGUUUUCUGUUCUUCGACGUGUCUAGGUUUUUCAAGAUUGAAUCUUUCUCAUUCUAGAUCGCCAAAUUUUUUUAAUUUUGUUUUAUAGAUUUGGGGGGUUUUAAAUCUAGGGUUUUUGGACUGAAACCUUUGUUUGAAAUUAGUGGUAAAAAGUUAGGAUCUUUUCUAUGUUCUUGUGUUUGAUUUUAUAGAUCUGAUAUAGAAUUAGGGUUUUUCACUUUUAUGUAUGGCUUCCGGGCCUUUGGUCGGAGGAGGCGAAGAUGGAUCUACUAGAGAGAAACAUAGAUGGGCUGCAGAAAGUAAAGUUUACACCAGAAAAUUUCAUCAUAAAGGGGUUAAAACUACUGUUCCUCCUCCUCCUCCUCAUCAAACCCUAGUAGUUACACAAGAGGGGAACUCUUCUCAACAGCAACAACAACAACAGCUGCAGGAACCAUCACCACAACAACCAGAACAACAACCACAACAACAGCAAGAUCAGAAAGAACAACAAAUUCAGCAGGAGCAAGAGAAUCAACAAGAAGAGCAAAAUCAGCUAGAGCAAGAAAACAAAUUGCAAGAGAAUCAACAAGAAGAGCAAAAUCAGCUAGAGCAAGAAAACAAAUUGCAAGAGCAGCCAGAGGAGCAAAUACAGCAACACCAGAAAGAGCAGCGCGCACAUGAAGAACAGCUAGAGCAGCCUGAACAGAUUGUCACUCGUUUAGAUGCGGCUUCAGAUGAUUCAUCGAGUCUUAAUCACAAGCAAACUGAAGUUAUUUCAGACCAACGUGAACCCAUCUUAGGAAACGGAUGCGUCCCCACUACAGGAACUGGAUGUGAAUUACCAAUUGUGAGUAAUGGUAUUGUUAGGUCAUCUCCUGCGGCAAGUGUUGAUAAUGAUCGAGUCACCAUUAAUCUAUCUUCAAGUUCGAAACUUGAGAUUAGAGACCUGCGGAGGAAACUCAAUGGGGAACUUGAACAAGUUAGGAGUUUGAAGAAGAGACUUGAAGCUAAGGGGGCACAGGUUGGUGUUGGUGGUUAUAGUAACCCGCAUAUUGAUAUUGGUGAUUAUAGUAACCCACAAAUUGGUGUUGGUGGUUAUAGUAACUCGCAGAUGUCUGCUAAUGUUGCCCUAGAUAAUGGUGGUGGUGCAAAGAGAACAAUUUCUGGUGUUGGUGGUUAUAGUAACUCACAUAUGUCUGCUAAUAUUGCCCUAGAUAAUGGUGGUGGUGUGAAGAGAACUAUAUCGGAGGCUGGUUCAGUGGGAGUUCACCAGGGGUUUAGGCCAUUGCUCAGUGUAUCAGUUUUUGAGAAUACUCAUACCGGGGUUGCUGAUAUUGUGGAGAAGAGGACGCCUAAAGCUAAUCAGUACUACCGAAAUUCAGAAUUUCUUCUUGCAAAGGAUAAAUUUCCUCCUUCUGAGAGCAGAAAGUCAAAAUCUGGUGGUGGAAAGAAACAUCAUGGAAGUGGGGAUGGAGGAUCUCAUGGGUUUGGGAUUGACAAAUAUUCCAGUCAGGCUUUCAGAAGCUGUUCGAGUUUGCUUUCGAGAUUGAUGAAACACAAGCAUGGUUGGGUGUUCAACCAUCCUGUGGAUGUUAAGAAGCUCGGGCUUCAUGAUUAUUACCUUAUAAUCAAGCACCCAAUGGACUUGGGCACUGUGAAAUCUAAGCUGCACGCGAACCGGUACAAGUCUCCCAGGGAAUUUGCAGAGGAUGUGAGAUUGACGUUUAGUAAUGCCAUGAUCUAUAACCCUAAAGGGCAGGAUGUGCACUUUAUGGCGGAGCAGCUGUUGCAGAUAUUUGAAGAAAGGUGGGCAGUGUUAGAGACUGAAUUUAAUCCUGAAGCAAGGUAUCAAAUUGAUUACGAAAUGGGUCUUCCUACCCCAACGUCAAAGAGAACCCCUUAUCCUCCAUUCUCUACUGAAUUGGGAAGAACUCUCGAUAGGUCAGAGUCAAUUACACAUCCUUUUGCUGAUUCUAAGUUGAAGCCUUCAAAUAGUGCUCCUAUGGGUAGAACUCCUGUUCUGAAGAAGCCUAAGGCAAAAGAUCCCAAUAAGCGAAACAUGACGUUUGAAGAGAAACAAAAGCUCAGCACACAUCUUCAGAAUUUACCCUCGGCGAAGCUCGAUAACAUAGUUCAGAUCAUCAAAAAGAGAAAUUCAUCACUGAACCAACAUGAUGAUGAGAUUGAAGUGGACAUUGAUAGUGUUGAUGCAGAAACUCUGUGGGAACUAGAUAGGUUCGUUACAAAUUAUAAGAAGAGUUUGAGCAAAAAUAAGAGAAAAGCUGAACUUGCUAUUCAAGCUAGAGAAGAAGCUCAGCGUAGGGCAACAAAAAUGGACAUAUCUCCUGCUCCAGCACCCGCUUCAGUGGAGGCACCCAAGGAAGCUAGAACAGAGGAAAGAAAUAUGGCUUCACAGAUGCAGGGUGAAAAACAGGGUGAUGAUGGCAACAGGUCAAGUAGUUCUAGUAGCUCUAGCAGCGACUCUGGAUCAUCUUCAAGUGACUCUGAUAGUGAAAGUUCAUCUGCAUCAGAAGGUGGACAUUCUCCUAAAACUUGAACGGUUUUAACACAGGGUCUUUCAUAAUGGGAAAUAUAAAUAUGGAAGUGGUUGAAUUUUUUUGGGACGCUUGAUGGUCCAGAUAUGCCCUUGGUUUUGCAAGAGCCAAGGUGGGUAGGAGCUAUCAUUAUCCUGCUGCUGAAAGUCUUGUUAUCGGGAAGACUUAUUUAUGGCUGUCCCUAAAAUUCACAUGGGCGUGUGAUCUUUGUGGUGGUGUGGGGUAUAUCAUUUGGAUUAGGAGGAGAUCGAUGUGUUUUUGGUGUAGUAGCAACUCUGUACAUUGUUAACCUAACUACUGCUCUACUCAAAACUCUCCCCUUUUCUCUCUUAGCCAUCUAUUCUAUUGUCUGAAAAAAAUCACUUAUAAGAUGGCAAGAUCUUAAUUUGUUAAGAGCCAUUUGUAGAUUAGAGAGAUUCAGAACCUAAAAGGCCACGUGUGGGAGUGUCUUGUUUAUACAACUUUAUAUGGUUAGAUUUCGUCCCUUCAAUGUGUA